Messenger RNA from Ostrea edulis (European flat oyster), 3268 nucleotides. Its product is annotated as BTB/POZ domain-containing protein 17-like. The record is from RefSeq and is a predicted model, not a curated record. Gene Ontology annotation, molecular function: protein binding. The transcript is spliced from 3 exons. Bases 109 to 1545 code for a protein of 478 amino acids. NCBI's taxonomy places the organism in Eukaryota, Metazoa, Mollusca, Bivalvia, Ostreida, Ostreidae.
AAUAAUGUAAACAGACGCACUUCCGGUGACAACACUAAAACAUAAACAAAGGAAAAGUCAGCUUAGACGGGUUGUGUUUUGACCUUUUGCAACACAGUAAUUGCCUUGAUGGCUGCUGGACUGAACAUCGCUGGUCUGCAGCUUGAUACUGCCCCUCUGGCACAGCAUGAUGGGGAUCAGGUGUCUUACAACUCUAAAAGUCAGAUGUCUGUGUCCAUUCCCACAUCUCCCACUGCCCUCUCCCUGGCCAGUCCAGAGGGGAUUGAUUGCUAUGGUAAUGAGAGACAAGUCCUGAGUGACCAGGCCAAAUUCUACAACAACUCUUCACUCAGUGAUGUAACACUAGUGGUGGGAGGAAAUAAUUUCUAUGCACACAAGCUGAUCCUGGUGCGUACCAGUGAUGUGUUCGAGCGCAUGCUGAGUGAAGAGUGGAGUGAUGGGAGCAAAAAGGAUCUCAACUUGACAGAGGAUAGUAUGUGUGUCACUGUCUUCCCAAGAUUUCUGCAAUUCCUUUACAGUUGCCAUAUCAAACUUAACAUAGACAACACACUACCUGUGUUAAUUUUAGCAGAUAAAUACAAUGUCACAGAUCUACGUAAUGUCUGCAUCUCAUUUGCAUGCUCCUUCAUCAUUCCAAAACUACAGCUGAAGGAUGUCUUUCAUGUUUGGUUUCAAUAUGCCACAAAGUGCAACAACACACGUCUGACCAAUUCCUGCAUCAGAGCAAUGGCAGAAAAGAUGGAUGACAUCAUAGGGUCUGUGGAGUGGGAGGAUGAGUGGGUUGGUAUGGACAAUCAACAACUCAUUGAGUUUCUCAAGAGCUCAGAUUUAUGUAUCAAAGAUGAAUUUCAACUGUGGAAUGCCAUGUUAAAAUGGCUGCUGUGUCCCCAGUUUCCAGUAAGAGCAGGAGAAAAAAUCCAUGAGCUGACUGAAAUUGUGGAGCAUAUUCGUUUUCCCAUGAUGACAGCUGAGCAGCUUUGUGCUGUUGAAUCCAGUGAAGUGGCACAGAAGUAUAAAGAUAUAUUUCAGAAGCACUUUCUCCAGGCUUACAAGUACCAUGCAUUGCCGCUGACCAGUAGAGCCAUGGUGAAAGAGUUCAUAGGACCCUGCUUUCUAUUGCGAAACUACACUGAUCUCAGAUGGGACAAGCGCUUUGUGAUUCAACCAUUCUCGGCCUGUCCUAAGUGUUCAGAAGUUAGCUUCAGGUUUUCAACAAGAGCUUCAACAUUUCCUCAACAAACUUGGGACUGGGAUCUAAAGUGCCAUCCAAAAGGAUUCUCGUCAACUUCAGAGGAAUUCAGAUGCAUUCUCUAUUCCAAUCUCAUUUUAGAUCAGCCUCGACCAAUUGAGUAUCUACUUUCUGUCGUUGGGAAGGAUGAGAUUCUUCAUUCUGUUAGUGGGCGCAAAAAUUUUUCCAAGACAAGAUACACAGCUGAUACUGAGAUGGACAAAAAAGUAUCUGUUGCAGAGCUCUGCCAACCAAAUUCCCCACUAUUGGUGGAUGACUCUUUAAUACUACAAAUAACACUCAAACCUGUAGAAUGACAAUAUUUUUAGACUUUAAAGUUAGCUUCUGUUACUUGUAAUUAGUCAGAGCAAUGUGAAUAUACUUCUUGGCGUCAAAAUACUAUGUAAUCCACUGGAGCACAAUAUAGCAACCAAGUGCAAGUUUGUAAUAAUUAUUGCUUAUGCUUCACGAUGACAAAGCAGGGUAUUAUACAUGUAUACAAUUUCUCCUUAUUAUCCCCAGCGUUAUUCAACUAGGGGCAUUCUAUGCAUGUCCUUCCUCGAUUUGUUCGUUAUGUGUAAAUCAAAAUGAUUUUGUAUUAUUUUGGAAACAGGUCCAGUGUAUAUAUAUAUAAAGCUGCUAAAACUUUUUGAAAGAUGAAAACUUUGAAAUAUCAAUGGGUAUACUCGGGAUUCCACAUUAUAAGAGGUUAAUUGAUUUAUAUGGAGCAAAUUAAUUUCUUCAGUGCCAAAGUUUUUGUUAUCCUUUGCUUCAUUAUAAAUUCACCAUAAUUCAAUCAUCUGCAAAGAAUGAAUGCAAAUUGUAUUGCGUUUUUAAAUUGUCCCCUCCCAUAUGCAUGGAUAUUGUUUCACUUUGUCCUGUCCAUUUAUCACAAGGUUGGUCUACUAUCAAUAAGUUCCUCCUACUGUGAGUACCAUGAGGUGUUAUUUUGUAAGAUACCAAAGAUGUUUUACACUACAAAAUGAAUUUAGGCAUUUUGAUGUCUGAAAAUGUUUGUGAACACAAUUUUGAAUUGGAUUUGAAGGAAACUUUAGGGAUAUAUGAUCAACAGUACCUUAUUUUAAUAACUGCAUGACUUUUUUUUUCUUGGUGGGAGAGAGAGAGAUCAGAAAGAGAAAGAGAGAGAGAGAGAAAUUGUGAAUUUUGAGAAAUAGGGGUGUAUGGGUGUAAUUUUUGGCAUCUAUAUAAUUUGUUAACAGAUGUUUAUACUUAAUUGAUUAAGAAUAAGAAAUUGCAUGUGCAAACUCAACAUUACACAAUCAAUUCACUAGGAUUUUCAAAACUUAGUCAUUAAUUCAUGGGUCACGGGUGGAAUUCAUGUCCUCACUGGGAGUAUAAUUGUGUUUCACAGACAUUUUAAGAUUCUACCCAUCACUGUCAUAUGAUCAGAACUUUUUAAAUUUUUCGGUGACAUUUAAAAAUUGUACAUGUACAGUAUAGCAAUGAGAGUGGACCAAAUCCAGGGGUGUUUCCAGAGGAAAUCAAAUUAUGUGUAAAUCAUUAUUAGAUAUAUACAUGUAGUAGCUAUAUUUUGCAGCAUGAUGAAUGAAGUAAAUGAGUAUUCCUUCAUUGAAAUGUGCGAGAUACACUAUAUGCUAGUAUUUUGCGCUGUCAGAAAUAGAUUUUGUUUAUGCAUGAGAUAAAGACUAAUAUCUUAUUUCAUUUGUUCAUGUGUUUUGCAUACAGGUUGUAAGUGAUCGAUGUAUUGCAUAUGCAUGCCCUUUUAGUGAAAAAGCUGGCAUUUUAUAGAAUGUGAUCACAUAAAUAUCAUUCCAGUCUGUAUUUUUUUUUUAUGUUAAUGUGAUAAAAUGUCUGGGGUUUAUUUAUUAUAUUGUUAAUAUUAUUGUUAUCAACUGCAUUGUAUUGUUGCUUAUAUUAAUUUUUAUCAUGAUAGUUGUUUCCAUUUUCAUAUAAUAUUAAAAUUUAUUCAGAACUUUAAAUUUAAUAUUAUUAAUGGAAUAUGAUUCAUUCUAUUAUUGAUUUUAAUAAAUAGAAAAAAAAUAAAAUGGGGAGAAAAAA